Amborella trichopoda is the source of this 2618-nucleotide messenger RNA. Its product is annotated as zinc finger protein JACKDAW. Gene Ontology annotation, cellular component: nucleus. The record is from RefSeq and is a predicted model, not a curated record. NCBI's taxonomy places the organism in Eukaryota, Viridiplantae, Streptophyta, Magnoliopsida, Amborellales, Amborellaceae. Gene Ontology annotation, molecular function: DNA-binding transcription factor activity.
UUGUAGAGAGAGAGAGGGCCAAGUUUAUGUUUUUAUGGUUUUGGAUUAGAGAGAGAAAGAGGGUGGCCUAGAUUUUGUUUUUGGGCUAGAGAGAGAGUGGGGUGGCCCAAAUUAUCUAUGAAUUGUUUUGUUUUAGAGAGAGGGAGGUGUUUAGGUUAGAGAGAGAGUGAGAGAGUGGAGUGGCCCAAAUUAUCUAUGAAUUGAUUUGUUUUAGAGAGAGAAAGAGGUGGCCCAGAUUAUAUAGUGUUAGAGAGAGAGAGAGAGAAGAGAGAGAGAGGUGGCCCAGUUUAAGUCUAUGGCUGACCGACAUUGAGAAGCAGCGUGAGAGAUAAGGAAGUGAGAGAAAGGAAAGGAAGCAUAUACUGAUCUUGGGCUUCAAUGGUAGCUGGGUUUUGUUGGUGAGAUCCGAAAAGGCCAAGACCAUGCUCGAAAACCAUGUCUUUUCCAAGGAACUGAGAAGUGCUUAAAUUUCCGCUUUUUUACUCCCCUUUCUCUUUCCUCUCCUUCAAUUCUUGGUGGAGAAGAUUUCCUUAGGAUCCAUCUUUAGAUGCAAGAUUAAUCCUGCACAAACAGAUGCUAUAGAUUCAAAAAGGAACUCUCUCUCUCUAGAUUCAGGAAUUUUGUCUCUCUUCAUUGAUUUACCGAGUUUUUCAGUCCUCUCUCUCUCUUUAUUGAUAUAUAGAAGCUGUACCUCUUUCUAGUACGGUAGGAGAAAACCUCUCUGGUUAAAGUUCCUUUUUUUUUGUAAAGACUCUUAACUCUCUUACACUCUCUAGAUUUAGGCCCGACGAUCUUGCUUAGAGGUUCUUGACCGAUCAAGAAAAAUGGCAGGGGAUGGAACCCAUUUGCCAUCUUCUCUCAGAGGGUUUGCCGAAAACCCUAACCCUAAUUUGGAGCAUGAGCAGCCUCCGCCACCGAAGAAGAAGAAGCGAAAUCUUCCGGGAAACCCAGAUCCUGAUGCAGAAGUUAUCGCUUUAUCGCCGAGAACUCUCAUGGCCACAAACCGAUUCGUUUGUGAGAUCUGUAACAAGGGUUUCCAAAGGGACCAGAAUUUGCAGCUCCAUAGAAGAGGCCACAAUCUUCCAUGGAAGCUUAGACAGAGAACUAGCAAAGAAAUCAGGAAAAGAGUUUACAUCUGCCCUGAAAAAACUUGCGUCCAUAACGAUCCCUCAAGGGCUCUCGGUGAUCUUACAGGAAUUAAGAAACAUUUCAGUAGAAAGCACGGGGAGAAGAAAUGGAAGUGCGAGAAGUGCUCAAAGAGAUAUGCGGUUCAAUCGGAUUGGAAAGCUCAUUCGAAAACUUGUGGCACUAGAGAGUACAAAUGCGACUGUGGAACUCUCUUCUCCAGGAAAGACAGCUUUAUCACUCAUAGAGCCUUCUGUGAUGCCUUGGCAGAAGAGAGUGCAAGGCUUUCCUCUGUCGCUGCAUCAGCUGCCACCACUGGCCUCACCUUUAGAAACGACUGUAACAAUAACGCCAUGAAUACUUCACAUCUCUCUUCUUCCCCAUCAACUUCGUCCAUGCCUCAUGGGUUUGGAGCCUUUAGGCCUAAUUUUGCUCCAAAUUCGGAACCCACGGGCCAUCCAAAGCCGAGGCUUUCAUUAUGGCUUGAUCAGGGCUCUGGACCAAACUCGAUAGAUCUAAUGAGAAGUCAUCUAAACUCAAUCGAAGGGGCAUCAAAUCCACAAACUUUUUUCUCUGAGGUGACGAAAUCAAUCCCAAAUUCUUCAAACUCGUCGGAGUUUUGCCCUUCUUCACAAGCAGAGAACAAGGCAUGUCCACCUGAGCUACUCCAUAUGGUACCAGGAAACAUGUUUGGGAGCUCAUCUCCUUUGGAUUUCAUGGGGUUCCCAUCAGAUUGGUUAGACAGAGGCUCGAACACUGGGGCCAGUCUGUCUCUAUCAACCUCUUCGAGCUUGAAGGAUGAUAAUGGGGGGAAAACCCAUUUAGGGGGAUUGGCUUCUCUCUAUAGCACCCCACAAAAUCACAGCUCUCAUGGAGCUCACAUGUCGGCCACCGCCCUUUUGCAAAAAGCAGCCCAAAUUGGUGCAACAACAAGUAACCCUUCUAUGCUUAGAGGCUUAGGAGUGAGUUCGUGUGAUGUUCAAACGGUAAAUGAGUUUCAGUUAUUUGGUUUCCAUGAAAAGGAGCCGGAAAACUUCAACGAUCUGAUGAAUUCUCUGUCAACGCCUUCCGGAAAUGGGCUCUUCAAUGGAGUGAAUUUGGGUUCUUUGCCUGAUUCGGGCAAUGAAUUUCAGGGCCUGAUUAUUCCGACAUCGACCGAUAAAAGGUCCCAAAAUGUUCACUUUUAUUCAGGAGAUCAGACAAAGGUUCAGCAUGAAGGUGAGCAGGGCCUAACUAGAGAUUUCUUAGGGGUUGGUGAUAAUGGUGGCCCUUUUUCUCAGCAUGAAAUGGCAAAGUUUGCUUCAAUGAGAUCAGCCAUGGAUUUGAGCUCAUAUAACAGCACACAUUGAGAUAAAAAGUAAAAAUCAGACUUGUAAUAGAGGCCUCCAUCACAAUAUCAGGUUUGUGAAUAUUGGAGGCUACCAUUUCCAUAGUUUGCUUUUGUAAGUCUAUGUUAAGCAGCACUGAAGUGCUGAAACUUGGCCUUCCUUUUA